This is a messenger RNA of Salmo salar (Atlantic salmon), 3520 nucleotides long. Its product is annotated as stress-70 protein, mitochondrial. Gene Ontology annotation, biological process: protein folding. Lineage: Eukaryota; Metazoa; Chordata; Actinopteri; Salmoniformes; Salmonidae. The record is from RefSeq and is a predicted model, not a curated record. Gene Ontology annotation, molecular function: ATP-dependent protein folding chaperone; ATP binding.
CCAUGUGUUGGAUAAUUCGAGAUCAUAGUUUCAAGUCAACUGCGUUGCUGAAUGAAGAGCAGUCGUGCUACCAUACCGGGUCUGACAGGAGAAAGAGUCCUCGUUUUAUCUUGGGAAAGAUAUAUUACUUGAUAAAUAAGAUAUACAGACAGCGGGGUUAAUUUAAAUUCGAUAUAAAGUCAACAACUUGGAUUUUCAUUGGGGCUCCAUUUUUAAAGCCAGAAUUGUCAAAAUGUUGAGCGUUGCAAGAACAGCUUCAAGGUCUCUCCCCUCUCCAAACUGCUCAAGUGUGUCCUCCUUGAUAAAGAAGGCUUGCUGGAAUGGAUUUCAGCAAGAUGCCCUCAGGUCUGUGGCCAGACGUGACUAUUCAUCAGAGGCAAUCAAAGGAUCAGUGAUUGGGAUUGAUCUGGGUACUACAAACUCCUGUGUGGCUGUUAUGGAGGGAAAACAAGCAAAGGUACUGGAGAAUGCAGAGGGAGCAAGGACAACACCUUCAGUGGUCGCCUUCACAGCUGAUGGCGAGAGACUUGUUGGCAUGCCAGCCAAAAGACAGGCAGUCACCAACCCUAACAACACCCUCUAUGCCACCAAGCGUCUCAUUGGUCGUCGUUACGACGACGCAGAGGUUCAGAAGGACCUGAAGAACGUGCCCUACAAGAUUGUCCGUGCUUCCAAUGGUGAUGCCUGGGUCGAGGCCCAUGGAAAGCUCUACUCCCCCAGCCAGGCUGGUGCCUUCGUGCUGAUGAAGAUGAAGGAGACAGCAGAGAACUACAUGGGUCACAAUGUGAAGAAUGCAGUUGUCACCGUGCCAGCCUACUUCAAUGACUCCCAGAGACAGGCCACAAAGGAUGCUGGUCAGAUUGCUGGGCUGAACGUGCUGCGAGUCAUCAAUGAGCCCACUGCUGCUGCUCUGGCCUACGGUCUGGACAAGACUCAGGACAGAAUCAUUGCAGUCUAUGACCUGGGAGGUGGCACCUUUGACAUCUCUGUCCUUGAGAUCCAGAAGGGCGUGUUUGAGGUGAAGUCCACAAACGGAGACACCUUUUUGGGUGGAGAGGACUUUGACCAGCACCUACUGACCCACAUUGUGAAGGAGUUCAAGAGGGAGUCUGGAGUUGACCUGACCAAAGACAGCAUGGCUCUGCAGAGAGUGAGGGAGGCAGCCGAGAAAGCCAAAUGUGAACUGUCAUCAUCCCUGCAGACCGACAUCAAUCUGCCCUAUCUGACCAUGGAUGCCUCUGGCCCCAAGCACUUGAACAUGAAGAUGACCCGCUCCCAGUUUGAGGGCAUUGUGUCUGACCUGAUCCGCAGGACAGUGGCCCCCUGCCAGAAGGCCAUGCAGGACGCUGAGGUCUCCAAGGGGGACAUCGGAGAGGUGCUGCUGGUCGGUGGCAUGUCCCGUAUGCCCAAGGUCCAGCAGACAGUCCAAGACCUGUUUGGCCGUGCUCCCAGCAAGUCAGUCAACCCAGAUGAGGCUGUGGCCAUUGGAGCUGCCAUCCAGGGAGGCGUGCUGGCUGGAGAUGUUACUGAUGUGCUCCUUCUGGAUGUCACACCACUGUCUCUCGGUAUCGAGACCCUUGGAGGGGUGUUCACCAAACUCAUCAACAGGAACACAACCAUUCCCACCAAGAAGGGCCAGGUGUUCUCAACAGCAGCUGAUGGUCAGUCCCAGGUGGAGAUCAAGGUGUGCCAAGGGGAGAGGGAGAUGGCAGCAGACAACAAGAUCCUGGGACAGUUCACUCUGGUUGGAAUCCCCCCUGCCCCACGUGGAGUACCCCAGAUCGAGGUCUGCUUCGACAUUGACGCCAAUGGAAUCGUCCACGUCUCUGCCAAAGACAAGGGCACAGGCCGCGAACAGCAGAUUGUUAUCCAGUCCUCUGGUGGCCUCAGCAAGGACGACAUUGAAAACAUGGUUAAGAACGCAGAGAAGUAUGCAGAGGAGGACCGGAGGCGGAAGGACCGUGUUGAGGCUGUUAACCAGGCCGAGGGCAUCGUCCAUGACACUGAAUCCAAGAUGGAGGAGUUCAAGGAUCAGCUCCCUGCUGAUGAGUGCAACAAACUGAAGGAAGAGAUUGCCAAAGUGAGAGACUUGCUGUCACGGAAGGAUGAAGAGACUGGCGAAAACAUCAAACAGGCUGCCACCACCCUUCAGCAGGCUUCACUCAAACUCUUCGAAAUGGCUUACAAGAAGAUGGCAUCAGAGAGGGAAGGUAGCAACGGUGGCUCUGGAUCGUCAGAAGGUGGAGCUGGAGAGAAGAAGGAAGGCCAGCAGUAAAACCUUUGCACUUGUGGUUGUCUGGAGACAUGGACUGAUGGGCUUGGGAGUGUAGACCUGUUGUCCUGGUGGCGUUCUAGUCAUUCUCACAUACUGUGUUUUUGCAGUAAAAAGUAUACGGUAUAUGUCAUUGAGUACAUUUACAUGCACAGUAAUAAUUUGAUAUUAAACAGAUUAUGGCAGUAGGCAGAUUAGUCAUGUAAACACCUUACUCGAAGUAAACAUACGCUGAUUAAAACACCAGGACAUGUAAACAUUUGUAAUUGGCGAAAUGAGAGUUCGGAAACAACUGAAUGUGUGCGUCUUAGAAUUCGUUUUCACAUACAAACUAUAUGUCCAAAUUCGGAAUCAUAUAUGCGGUGGUAGAAUAUUUUGAUUGCCGAUUUUCUGCAUUUUUCAGAGUGCCAUCGGGUAGCCUGAUUUCAUGUGUCCAUGUAAACGUGAUUAUUAUGGAAAUCGUUCUUCUUGCAAACCUUGUAAAUGUUUAAAUUGAACUAUUAUAUUAAUCUGACUAUCCAGAAUAAUCUCAUUAGUGUGUGCAUGUAACCAUACUCAGUGUAUGUUCCUCCACCCCUUUGUAAUUUAAUUGUGAAAGACUAUAUAUCCUGUCCAUUUUAAGAAACAUGUAUUUGCUUCUGUUGUGAAGUAGUGAACUGUUUAUAGCAAUUGUGUUAGUCUGACUGUGAUGCCAUUUUGGGUUUCAUUUUUCCAUGUAGCUCUGCUUGUCUGUUCAACUGACUGGACAACAGUGGACUUGCAAUAGAAGAAGCUUGGCUUUUCUCUAGCUCCAUUCUGUUUAUCUGGUAUAUCUGCUCUAUGAAAACAGUUGGCAUAUGUACUGUGAUAUGAGUAAAGUCAUGCGUGUGUGUGGUUAAAGAUGUAUAAUACGACAAUACAACUGCAGGGUUUUAUUUCUAUUCUUAGACAUUUUGAAUCUUUAUUUGUUAUUCCAUUCAGUACAGAGGAGUAAGAAGUCACUCAUUCUUCUUGACUUUGUCAUGGGUAUAAGCUGAGAGAAUGAUUAGAAGCUACCAUGCAUACAAAUAGAUUUUGAUUUUGCCAUAACUAUUGUAUGAUGUUUGAGCUGCUGCCUAUCUGACAGAAAUAGUUGGCAGCAGUAGUCUGUGAAAAGGAGAAAAUAACCAGUCUGGUAUGAUGUGGAUUUAUUGUCAAAUUGGAGAUUGGUUUGAUAUUUGGGUUCUCAAUUACUGUUGCUAACUUUCCUAAUAAAAUUCUAAAUUUCAA